Triticum turgidum subsp. durum (durum wheat) is the source of this 948-nucleotide messenger RNA. NCBI's taxonomy places the organism in Eukaryota, Viridiplantae, Streptophyta, Magnoliopsida, Poales, Poaceae. The record is from the annotation of a GenBank genome assembly.
AUGAGGCUGGCGCCGGAGUGGCCAGCCACCGCCGCAGCACGCGCCGGAGCACCCAGAUCCAGGCGAGCGAGCAACUCCGAGGUUAGCGAGGUGCUGGAUUCCCGCCACGGCCGCGUCCUCCUCACCAGCUGGGACAUCGUCGACGGCUGGGUGCGUGAAGAGGUUGUUGUGUGUGAUCCUAUCACCAGCAAGCAGCAGCAUCGCGUGCCCAUUCCGCUGGUGUUUAAGAGAAUUGGUGGCUUGGUCAACGGGGCGGUGUUUUGCGCCGCCCCGGCCCAUGAUCACGUCCAUGGCAGCUGCCACUCAUGCCCUUUCAAGGUGGUCUUGUUGUCCUACAGAAAAUGUAAGCAUCCAUACGCCUGCGUUUAUUCCUCCGAGACUGGCACAUGGAGCAAUAUCAUCUCAACAGAGGCUCCAGAUGAUACUCCUUUUGGUGUUUCUCCUAGCACCCUUAUAGGUAAUGCCCUUUACUGGCCGGCUAAGGAUAAGGGAGACAGCAUUCUUCAGUUUGAUUUGGGCGCACAAAACCUUGCCGUCAUCAAGGGGCCUCCUGGUAUGAAUGUGAAUGAUUUCGACAACUUCCAUAUCAUUCAGGCAGAGGAUGGCGCUGUUGGUCUUGCUGCGUUGUCUCACCUUGAGCUUCAAAUGUGGGAGAGGAAGGUUGAUUGUCAAGGUGUUGCCAUAUGGUUGUUGCAGAAGACUGUUUCAUUGCGUAAACUUCUUAAGGUCCCUCCUCGGACUGAGCAGAGUUAUGAAUCGCUCAAAGUGGUGGGGUAUGAUGAGGAUAAUAAUGUAAUCUUAUUAGCUGGGCACGACGGUGUCUAUAGGGUUCAGCCCAAGUUAUUGGAAGCCAGGAUACUUAAUGGAACCGGUUCUACACAUUAUUGUUAUACUUUUACGAGUUUCUAUCCACUAGGUGAUUGCUCAUCCUUGGUCUUUAUAUCUUAG